Sphenostylis stenocarpa is the source of this 188-nucleotide messenger RNA. The record is from the annotation of a GenBank genome assembly. NCBI's taxonomy places the organism in Eukaryota, Viridiplantae, Streptophyta, Magnoliopsida, Fabales, Fabaceae.
AUGUGGAUGGGACUUGCGAUGAUCACUUUUAUGUGGGAGCGAGAUCGGGAGUUGAGAGAUGGUGAUGGGACUGCUUGGACGGCGAGGAUAGUUCGGUGGGAUAGCUUCGAGGGAGCUACUGUUACAUGUAUAAGAUUAAUCUCUUGGUCACGCGAACUGAUUCCUAGAACCCAUCCUAAAUAUAGAAA